GUAAGCUUCUUCUCUGCCUCUUUGGACUUUUUCUUUCCCCUCGACUUUGGCCUCCAAAUAUUUGUAGAUUACUAAUCAUUUUCGAUGAAAAUUACUAAAAUUUAAAUUAUAUUUACGUCGUCGAAGAGUGAGGGGCGAAAUUUUAAGGUGUGGGAUGCUUUUAGAUCUGCUUCUGUAACCUUGGAAAGGCACUCUUCAGCAAAACACUAAAAUAAUAACUAGAGAAGAAGAAGAGAAUGCAUGUAUGGUGUUGGUUGGCUAAUGGGGCUAAUAAUUCUUCCAUUCAUGCUUUCCUGGCCCUUCCUCUUUCCUUUCUGUUCAGAUGAUGAACAGCGAAUGUAUCAACCGAAGACUGUUCCUGGCUCAAGUUUAGUUUGUAACAACUCAUUAGCUCAUGGUCAGCAUUUAGAUUGUGGUGCUAGCCCAAUGGAUCCCAUAAGUGGAGGGAACAGUCUCACCAACAACCCUAAUCUUGCAUCAAAGCAACGAUUGCGCUGGACGCAUGACCUUCAUGAACGUUUUGUUGAUGCUGUAGCGCAACUUGGUGGGCCAGAUCGAGCUACACCAAAAGGAGUUCUCAGAGUAAUGGGUGUGCAGGGUUUGACAAUAUACCAUGUCAAGAGCCAUUUACAGAAAUACCGACUUGCAAAAUAUCUUCCUGAUUCUUCUUCUGACGGUAAAAAGCCUGACAAGAAAGAAACUGGGGAUAUGCUUUCUAAUUUGGAUGGUCCAUCUGGGGUGCAAAUUACUGAAGCUCUAAAGUUGCAGAUGGAGGUGCAAAAGCGCUUGCAUGAACAAUUGGAGGUGCAGAGACAGCUACAGUUGCGGAUAGAGGCUCAAGGAAAGUAUUUAAAGAAAAUUAUUGAAGAGCAACAACGUCUUAGUGGAGUCCUUGCGGAAGCACCUGGCUCAGGAACUUCAGUCCCAGCAUUGGGUGACAAUGGCGUGGAAUCUGACAAGAAGACUGACCCUGCAACUCCAGCCCCAACUUCAGAAUUCCCUCUACAAGAUAAGGCUGCCAAAGAACGAGCCCCUUCCAAGAGCCACUCUGUUGACGAGUCUUUCUCAUCUCACCAUGAACCUUUGACCCCGGAUUCCGGUUGCCAUGUUGGUUCCCCUGCAGGGAGUCCUAAGGGGGAGAGGUUGAAGAAGCAACGGGUGAGCAUGGCUGCAGCAUUUGCUAAACCUGAGAUGGUACUUCCACACCAGAUAUUAGAGUCAAGCAUUAGUGCCUCCCACCAACAAAUGCAGUCAGUUUUCAUGGGAAAGCAAUUUGAUCCUUCAUCUGGGGUGGCGAUUGGAAAUGAAGAUCAAUUGGGGAAGGCUUCAGGAACCGAGCUGUAGUUUUAUGUGCUUAUAUUUUACUCCACUUCAUUUUGGCUGUGUAUUCCAGGAGGAGAUUUCCGAUUAGGUAAAAAAAUACUUGUUAAUGUCUGAUUUACGCGAUAAUUAGGCUCAAGUAAAUCUGUCUCUUUAUAGUAAUUUUUCUAGCUUUCAUAUAGUGUACCAGAAUUUUAAUUAGAAAUGAGAAAUUAUUGUGAAAAAAUGGUGGCGUCUUGGCUCGCAUAUCCUGCAAUGUCUAUCAAAUACCCUGAUCGUUGUGUUUUGCUUGACGGUCUUGGACUUUGAUGGCUUUCAUUGUUUAUUGUCAACUAGCAUGGGUUCCAUUUGAUCUGUGGAUGGGUUGAUUGUAGAGCUAUCGAACGGGUUCGACAACUCAUGAUAUGACCCGAUUUGAUAUGAUAUGAAUUGUGUUUUGUAUGAUUUAUUUUUAUAAUUAUAUGUUAUGUAAGUAUGAUUCAUAUAUUUAUGUAUUGAUAGGUUAGAGAUUUUGGAUUCAUUGAGUUGGCAUGAUUUGAUUUAUCAAGGGUUAGUGUUAGCACAUGAUAAAUGAGUCAGCAUGAUAUGACAUAAAUACUAAUGUCUUAUAUUGUGUCAGCAUGACAUGACAUGUAAACACUAAUGUGUUAUAUUGUACGAAUACGUAAAUGUAAUAAAUGAA
Messenger RNA from Durio zibethinus, 2002 nucleotides. Its product is annotated as myb family transcription factor PHL7-like. Gene Ontology annotation, molecular function: DNA binding; DNA-binding transcription factor activity. The record is from RefSeq and is a predicted model, not a curated record. NCBI's taxonomy places the organism in Eukaryota, Viridiplantae, Streptophyta, Magnoliopsida, Malvales, Malvaceae.